AGUCGCGAAAUAAACGCUGCAGGCGAACCAAUCCGCUCCCCAGACAGAUAAAAUAGAUCAGAUAUAGCCAGAGAUCGGUUGAGAUCGGUUGAGAGAUCCUCGAGUUGGCGUUCAAAGACUUGAGAUCUUUAAGGGAAUUUCCUAAAGAACUGACAGAGAUCGUGAAAAAUACUGAUUGUUUUUUUUUAUAAAUCAAAGAGGAUCCAGACUAUAUUAGAGUACUUAAGAUAUCGUUGCGAUCUCUGAUACCCUUGGUGAUUAACUUUUUGUUUGAGUGCCUGCCGUCGGUUGCUUUUUUGUUGUGUGCCCGCGCCCAGUCAGUCCCUGGUCAAGAUGAUCUGCCCGAAACGCACCUCGGAGCUGCUGGACCUCCACCUGGCCCCAUUUAAGGACAAGGAUCCGGCAUGGGAGAUCGGGGUGUCGAGGAUCGCCGGACGGGGAGUGGUGGCCACGCGGAGCUUGAAGCGGGGCGAGAUCAUCUUCCGGGACAGCCCGCUCCUGAUCGGACUGGCCGCCCACGAGGAGGACGCCCUGAAUGCGUGCAGUGUGUGCCUGAAGAUGCUCCCAGACACGAGGUUCAUGUGCCGCCAGGGAUGCGGAUUGCCCGUGUGCAGCCUGUGUGCGAAGAAGAAACAGCAUAAGGGCGACUGCGAUCUGUUCAAGUCGUGGGGACCCAACGAGCCGGACGUGGCCAACUCGGUGAUCAUCCGGCUGCUGUGCGUGGCCAGGGCCAUCAAUCUGAGCAAGGAGCAGCGGGACCUGAUCUACUGCCUGCAGGCCAAUCUCGACAAUAACCAUCGCACCGAGGUGCGUAAUGCGGCCAAGUGCUUCAAGAACUUCCCCACCGACAAGAAGCUCAUCGAGAUCAUGAACCGCACCGUGGCCGUUUUAAGGACGAACGGAUUCGACAAGACCACGGACAGGACGAACGACAACCAGGAGUUCAACUACCGGGCCCUCUAUCCCCUGUUCGGCGUCGUCAACCACGACUGCAUUCCCAACGCCUACUACACCUUCGAGGAGAAGACCAACAACAUGAUCGUCCGCGCGGCAGUCGACAUCCCCGAGGGAUUCGAGGUCACCACCACCUACACCAAGCUCUUCACCGGCAACAUCGCCCGCCACCUCUUCCUCAAGAUGAAGAAGGGCUUCACCUGCAAGUGCCCGCGCUGCUCCGAUCCGACGGAGAAGGGUGCCUUCAUCUCGGGAUUGUAUUGCCGGGACACGAACUGCACGGGUCUGGUGGUGCCGGAGAUCUCCGGACUGCCGCAUCCCAAUUGGAACUGCCUGGAGUGCAAGCAGAAGUCCACGCAUGCGCAGAUGAUGAAGUCGCAGGACUUCGCCAGCGGGGCCAUCAACGCCAAGGCCAAUUCGAAUUCGCUGAGGACUCUGGUGCAGUACCUGAACGAGAAGAGCGACAGCUUCAUCCCGAACUCCAACUACGUGGUGGUGGACGCCAAGAUGUCCGUGCUGCAGCGUCUGCAGCAGGGACGCGAGGACUGCUCCGAGGAGCUGGCGAACAAUACCCGCCUGCGCUACAGCCGGGACAUCACCCAGGUGAUGGACAAGCUGGGCCUGGGCGACAGCCUGCUCCGCACCCACCUGGAGGAGCAGCUGCGGCGCGAGGAGGAGCGCCGGGCCAAGCGGCUGGCGGAUGAGGCCGAGAAGCAGCGCAAGCUGGCCGAGCUCCAGGCCAAGGCCGCCGAGGCGGACCAGCUGCUGGCGGUCCUGGAGAAGGAGCAGGCGGAUCAGGCAGCCGCAUCGGCGGGCACAGCCGAUCCUGGCACGGCUCCUGCUCCUCCGCCAGCUGCCGCCGAGCUGGCUUAGAUAUGCGCUGUAUCAAGCCCCAUUUUCCGGGACUCGAGUGGUUUCUUCAUUUCUUUCAUUUCCCUUUAAAUAUUUAAAAUACAGCUGUGCUCAAAAUAAGGCUCAAAAAAAUAAUAUGCCUAAAAGGCAUACUUUUAAAUCAGUUGAAUAUCAACUGUUCGAUUUUCUUAUUUCCAUUCGAAAUCAAUUUCAGUUUCAGUUUUCCAAUACUAAAAAAAGCUAAUAAAAGUUUCCACAAAAACUAAUGACAAAACAGAAAUUAUUUCAUAAAAAUGCAAUCAAAACAGAAAUUAUUUCACAAAAAUGCAAUCAAAACACAAUAAAUUCGUUGACAUGUGGAAUUUGGAAUGAAAUUAAAAAUUUAACUAUGCUUUUUAUAUUUACAACUUUUUGCCUUAACAUUAAAUAUUAGUAAAUAAAGUUAUUUCGAACACAGCUGUAAGUCCGAUGCUAAUGGGAAAUUAAAGGUCCUCAUUUUACAUUUGGUAAUGAUUGCAGUGAUAUAUAAAAUAUAUAAUUUACCGAGAGCUCGCGUCCCAAAAAUGUGGCUAAAUACGUGUAGUCCCCCAACAGUCCUCUGGUCACCUCUCCCAGUUCUGUGUUGUGUGUACUAAACUAAAUAAUUGUAUCUGUAUUUGUAUUUAUUUAUUUAUAAUAAAUUAAAAAUUAUACUCGA
This is a messenger RNA of Drosophila rhopaloa, 2503 nucleotides long. It is a transcript of the gene SmydA-9, whose product is annotated as SET domain-containing protein SmydA-8. NCBI's taxonomy places the organism in Eukaryota, Metazoa, Arthropoda, Insecta, Diptera, Drosophilidae. Gene Ontology annotation, molecular function: protein binding. The transcript has 3 exons. Bases 334 to 1827 code for a protein of 497 amino acids. The record is from RefSeq and is a predicted model, not a curated record.